AUAACAAUUGGGCACAUUGAUGCAUUUAAGUGUAUUAUUGCGCAAACUAUUGAAUCAAUGGAACAGGAGUUAAUUUAUUCUGCAACCAGCCACAGAUGUCAUUGGCGCCUCUUGGGAAGUAUUGUUAGGGGAGUGAUAUUUCUUUAGGUUUGCGAGCCCGCAAUUGUCCACAAUAGGCCUACAGUGCAGUAGGUUCGUCAGAGGAAGUGACGGGAACGGGAUAGUAAACUCAAAUGAGGACUUCUAAUUUUUCAUGAAGGCUGCCACAAUAUAAGUCUGGUUAAAGUCGUCUGAACGAAGAGCGCAAAUGUUACAGUAGCCUAAUGAUUGUGCACAAGAACGUUAUAUUCACAGACGUCAGAAACGCUACAAUGUACCAGAAUAUAGAAUGUACUCGGGCGACACAACGAUCAAUGCGGGAUGGUAGCCACCAACAUUUGCAGAGAUUUCACAAUACUGAAUAAAAUCUGUGGAUCAUAGAUUGAACUUUAUGCAGACUUUUCAGGACUUUUCGUUGAUUUUGGAAAUAUUUGCGACCGAUUUCAAGAUGAUUUGCAACGAGGGUAGUAAGACAGAUUUUUAAUAGUUAAAGUUAUUCCAUGAGUUUCAGAAUGUUUGCAAGGGAGAUAUCGCCACCAGUUCGGAUUUCUCUACUAGUGGUAACUCUUGUAUCGCUUGGGAUUUGUUCAGAACUAAAAGUACGAGUGCGUUUAAGUGAUGGACUAAUUGGGGAGGAGAUUUUGGACGCCAACCGUGAGAAUGAUGACAUUACAGUCGAGUUCAAGCAAGGAGAUGGUACUCAUAUUACUGUGGUAUUUGAUUUCAAACGGGAUGUGAGGAUCGUCCGAGCUCUGAUCCUGGGGGAGCCAGAGCAAGGCCAGAACCAAUACCAGGUGCUGUGCUUUGUCUCGCGCCUCGAUCACCACGAGAUCAUCCCCACUGAGUCCAUGGCUCGCCUCAGACAGCUGUUCUGUGAUGGGAUUCUACAGAAGAACCCCCACUUGGUGCGCACGGCAGAGGAGAAGCGUGGGGUGGAACACCUCCACAUGGACAUGGUGGUGAACGUGAGUCAUGCAGGGCACCUCAACACACUCAUCCACAACGUGUGUAAGGAGGCCCAUGAGGGGUUUUAUACCCGGACAGCUGACACCAAGCAUUGGCUGGAUAAAGGAAUAGAGGCCAUUGAGUUUGAGCCCCUGCCCCAGACAGUGGACGUCUCUGGUCUGCAGCGAUGCCCCUCCACUCUGGACCCGUGGCAGCCAUGCUUCUGCAGCUAUCACCUACGUCUGGAGUGGCUCCCCUGCCUGCUCAAAUACUGCCGCAGCCGCCGGGGCGCGGCUGGAAGGACCAACCCGUACAAGUGUGGCAUCAGGAGCUGCAGCAAGGGCUACCGCUUUGACUACUACGUCCCCCAUAAACAGCUCUGCCCAUGGGAUGAGGAGACCUAAAGCAGCUGGUUUUGCCCUUAGUUCUUUCCUAGAAGGCAUUUAGCCUACCGUGCACAUCUGGACUGAGCAUGGCAGGGGAUUGGCAAGAGGCCUUGAAGUGUAUACAGAGUAUACCAAACAUUAGGAACACCUUCCUAAUAUUGAGUUAUUCCCUCCGAAAAGCCUCAAUUCAUCAGGGCAUAGACUCUGCAAGGGGCCCAAAUGUUGACUCCAAUGCUUCCCACAGUUGUGUCAAGUUGGCUGGAUGUCUUUUCGGUGGUGGAUCAUUCCUGAUACUCACAGGAAGCUGUUGAGCGUGAAAAACCCAGCAGCAUUGCAGUUCUUGACACAAACCGGUGUGCAUGGCACCUACUACCAUACCCUGUUCAAAGGCACUUAAAUAUUGUGUUUUGCCCAUUCACCCUCUGAAUGGCACACACAAUUCAUGUCUCAAUUGUCUCAAGGCUUAAAAAUCCUUCUUUAACCUGUCUCCACCCCUUCAUCUACACUGAUUGAAGUGGAUUUAACAUCAAUAAGGGAUCAUAGCUUUCACCUGGAUUCACCUGGUCAGUCUAUGUCAUGGAAAGAUCAGGUGUUCUUAACAUUUUGUACACUUAGACUUACACUAACUUAUUUUCAGACAGAGUGUCUCUGACUUACCACCAAGGUAUUUGGAUUCAACCAGACAGUAGCAUAUCUAUUGUAACCAUGUGUUUUUGAUGUUGAAUGUUUCCUACAGUGGUGUGUUUAGUGUUGAGUCCAUAUAUAAUAAUUAUUUUCCUAAGCAUGCAAGUGUCUGUAUUAGGGCAGCUAGACAGGAGCCUAAUGGGGGAAAAUCGACAAUGUGAAAAUUGUAAUAUCGCCCAACCUAGAUGGAAUUGCCCAUGCUACUAUGGAUGAAUGUUUUGAUUUGAUGCCAUCAGUCAGUGCUAUUCAGUGCUCCGUUGGGGUAAAAUUGGAUGGUGGAUCUGCUCAAGAGAAAACAUUCAUCCAUGGUAGUGAAUGAAUCACUUAACUGAUGUAGUUUUUAUUUACUUAAUGCAAAAUAAAGCCAAUUAUUUACAUUCUGUUAAAAGAACUAGAGUAUUGAAACAGUACAGUCUGUAACCAAUAUCCACACUCUUACCUUGAACUAUAGGGACCAAUUUUUUGGCUCGCUGGAAGGGUUUUGUCAUUGCUGUCAAAUGCAUCAGCGUGUAGCAUCAUAUGCAGAAACUGACUUAAGUCAUGUUUAUACUAUAGGUAUACAGAAUAAAGUGAUUAACUGUGAAUAUUGUGCUGUCAUAUUCAUGGUGGUAUGAGAUAUUCAUCAGCCAACUUAUAUCUGGGAACUUCUCUGUUCUACUUUUUGUCAAUACUUUUUUUUUACCUCUUUGAUCAACAAUAUAUUUUCAGAUUUACUAUCUUGUUGUGAUAAACCCGAAGACACAAACUAGCGGACUGAAAAGUUUAUGUAGUCUUUCUGUCCCUUAUAUAUUUAUUCAACUUUUCAAACGUAAUGUCCAAAGUGCCAGUGGUGAAGCUUGUACUGAAGAUUGCUGUUCUGCAUGUCAUUGGUACAUUAUGAUAACUGCUCAUGUGUCUCUCUGAGGGAAGAACUGUUACAAACAAAAGGGAUUUUUCAAAAAUGGACCUAAAGCAUACGUCCAGGAACAAAACAUAAACCUUUAUUUUUUUUAAAUCUAUAAAUUAUUGGUUGAUGGUAAGUGCCUUAACUUGUCACUGUGUUGUUUGAUUUGAAAGUAAUUAUAUGGUUUAAAAUGUUUUAUGUCAAAAAUCUGCAGUUGAAGUUCAAAAAUGUUUCCUAAAGAUGUCUAACUUUGACAAAUUAAAAUCCUUAUUAGUCUUUAUACUAGGCCUAAUACUUCUUCUGUUGGGUGUCAAUAUUUGCAAAGCUGGAUUUGUGGGCAUAUUAACAUCAUAAUGCACAAUCUAGACAUCUAAAACCCCAAGAAUACAGUGUCCUCCAUUAUUAAAUGGAAUAAGUUUAGAACCACCAAGACUCUUCCUAGAGCUGGCCAUCCGGGCAAACUGAGCAAUCGGGGGAGAAGGGAGAUGACCAAGAACCCGAUAGUCACUCUGAAAGAGCUCUGGAGG
Oncorhynchus mykiss (rainbow trout) is the source of this 3524-nucleotide messenger RNA. RefSeq names its product out at first protein homolog. The record is from RefSeq and is a predicted model, not a curated record. Lineage: Eukaryota; Metazoa; Chordata; Actinopteri; Salmoniformes; Salmonidae.